Molecule: messenger RNA, 762 nt
Organism: Penicillium maclennaniae
Lineage: Eukaryota; Fungi; Ascomycota; Eurotiomycetes; Eurotiales; Aspergillaceae
Exons: 1
Coding region: 1-762 (253 amino acids)
Source: RefSeq, a predicted model, not a curated record
AUGGUGCGGCAUCGCCCAAAGUCUCAUAUCACCUGGUGGAUGCGAGUGCGUCGAUUCUUCUACGAUCUUGAGUCACCCCUUCGACUACGAACCAGCCUUGUCCGUCUUGGCCAUCGACACAAGUACCCCGUCCUCGCCCUGCUUCGCCUCUUCUGGCCAUUUCCAACAUGGCACUUCCGCGUUCCCGACCAGGUGCCUCUGAAGACCAUGGUGAACAACAUCCCGCUCCUAGAUUCCCGCGCAGCCACAACAGACCUGGCCAACAUGAGUUCCGUCCCUAUAUGGCGCGCUCGAGACACCCCACUUCGAGCUUUAUAUCGGAUAUACGAAGCAAUGGUGGCACGUGAGCCCUAUGCGAUCGGCCCACAGGUGGAAUACUUCUUCUACCAGAAUGAGAGGUCGUGGAAAGUCAGCCAGAUCCCAGACCCGUGCGAUUGCGACCCGGUGCGGUACGCCAUUCUAGCCUGUGUCGCCGAGGAACUGGCGAGGGCUUUCAACUGGCGCAUGAGUGUGGGGAUGCGAAGAGACAAGCGGAAGCAUAUAUAUCGCAAGACCUUUGAGGAUCUGCUUCCACCAUUCGUGGCAGAAACCGCACCCCGUUGGACCCGCGCCGUGCCCGCAUUCGACCCCGAGUGUAUUACAGAUCUGCCGGGAGAAUUGGUAGAUGCACAAGGAAGACUUGUACUCGAAGAAGGUGGGGAAAACCCUUCAUUUGCAGAGAGGAAUAUCGUGACCAACACGGGUCACUUUUACACGGUGUGA